UUCAGCCAAGUGGAAUAUGUCAUUUACCUUUUAGACAGUUAAUAGACUCAGUCUUGCCGUAAAAUCGUCUGGACUUUUGACUGUUUUCCCUAGGCUGUGUAGGUGGUGACGGUCGUUGCUGUGGAAGCAGGGCUGGGCGAUUGUAUGAGCUUUGCUGAGGUUGCGCCAACCAGCCUUUAGCGGCGCUGCUCUCGGGCUGGUCCAGAGCUGGUGGUGACAGUCUCAUCUCUCCCAUCGCACCGGAGAUACCACAGCAGCCGAGUCCCGUGGAUGGACAUGGGAGGAUUCGUCUUGAAAAGAGACAGUGAAUACCCGGAGUGAUCUCGACAGCAAGACGUGGAUGUUUUAAGAGAUUCGUUUGACACGUGUGGCAAAGCAUUUGUGUCAAAUUCAUGGUGACAUCAUUUGUUGCUUUUGUGGGAGAAGCGGCGGCAUCUGGAAUGUUGUAGGAUGCAAAGCGUGUUCUGGGCGGAGCAGUGAAGAUGAGUGUGACAUCAUGGUUCCUGGUGAGCAGCUCGGGCAUGCGGCACCGGUUGCCGCGGGAGAUGAUCUUCGUGGGCCGCGAGGACUGCGAGCUGAUGUUGCAGUCCCGCAGUGUAGACAAGCAGCAUGCGGUCAUCAACUACAACCCAGCCACAGAUGAACACCUGGUCAAGGAUCUGGGCAGUCUUAAUGGGACGUUUGUGAACGACCUACGAAUACCAGACCAGACCUACAUCACCCUGAAACUGUCUGAUGUUGUGCGCUUUGGAUAUGAUUCCCAUGUCUACGUCCUGGAGAGGAGUCAGCACAAAGUCCCGGAGGAAGCCCUCAAGCAUGAGAAGUAUACAAGCCAGCUUCAGAUGGGUUUGAAGGCUUCAGAAGGCAAGCGGCAGGAGAUUAUGGAGGACCGCUCCAAACUGGAGAGGUCCGAACGCAAGAGCCUCACAGAGCCUCCAGUGCCUCGGCCCACCCCCCUGUAUGGCCAGCCCUCCUGGUGGGGAGAGGAGGAUGCUGGACACAAGAAGCAGCACGGUGACGGCCGACGGCCAGAAGACAGCCACCCAGACAUACAGGUCUCUAUGCCUGGGGAAGGCAAGGUGAAUGGAGCCCUGUCAGACUACCGGGACCUCCAGGGCAAGUCGCUGUCCUUCCCUUAUCACCGGGAGCCCAGCUACUUUGAGAUCCCCACCAAGGAGUUCCAGACGAGUCCUACGCCGCCGGUGUUGACGCCGCCGGCACCGAGCGCGCACCACCACCACCACCACGGCAAGCCCUCGGCCCAGGAGCUCAACGAGAUCCCCACCAAAGACACGGACGCCCCGCCACCGCCGCCGCCCCCCACACCCACGCCGCCCGUCGUGCAGAGCCACGCGUCCUUCACCAUCGAGUUCGACGAGUGCGCGCCGGGCAAGAUCAAGAUCAAGGACCACGUGACCAAGUUCUCGUCCCGGCCACGCGGCAAGACGCACUCGGGCGCCAAGGGGCUGGCGCACACGCCCACGGAGGUGAUGUCGGCCGAGUGCAAGGUGGCCGAUUGGCUGGUGCACAGCGACGUGAGCAUGAUGCGGAGGCAGCCCACCUGCGAGGACGUUUACAGCACCAAGAGUGACCUCGCCAUGAACAUCAAGACACUCAGAGGUCAUCACCAUGACGACGGCACCCAGAGCGACUCUGAGGACCCCGUCCUCAAGGGGAAGAGGAGCAAGUCGCGCCAGUCCGUCCAGUCGCAGGAGUCCAUUCCGUCACACCUCUCAGUGCCCACCUCAGAGCCUCUGCCGCCCCAGCCGCCCGGUCAGCUGUCUCCACCCAAACUGGCCCCUCCGUCCCCAGUGGCCCCCCAAGACCUGGUGUGCCUGUCCCCACAGGAGGCCCCCUCGCCCCCGCAGGUGCGCCAGCCUCACGCUGACCCCCCCAGCCAGCAGGCCUUCGUCAUCGAGUUCUUCGACGACAACCCGCGCAAGAAGCGCUCGCAGUCCUUCACGGCCAACCCGGACUCGUACUCGGCCCUGCGUGCCAAGCUGGAGCGCCGCAAGGGCAGCGGGCACAGUGGCGAGCGUCCAGCCUCGGUGCACGGCCACCCGCCGCCCACGCAGCAGAUGACCGUCCCCCUGAAGGGCUCUGCCCACGGCCACCCCCACCCCCCCGGCCCGCAGCGCUCCAGCUCCCUCAAGCGGGAGAAGACCGAGGAGACGUCCAGUGGCGGCGGCCAUGGUGGCGGAGGAAGCCACUCGCCGUCGCCACCAGGGCCUGCCGCCUCCCGUCCAGCCCUCCGACAGUUUGGGAGCGCGGGCAGAAAGUCCAGGCUGGCCCAGGAGUUUGCGGCGGAGCUCCUGAAGGAGAGUCCUCCUCCUCCUCCCAUGUCGGCCCCCCCUGUGCUGACCGCGGCCCCCUCCCAAACCUUUCUGCCCUCUCCAGGUGACCUGAGUGGCCCGGGCUCAGUCUCUUACCCUUCCUCCCCCUCGCAGUGCACCACCACUUACCCCACCCGCCCCCCUGCUGCUCCCCAGUCCCCGCUCCCCACUUCCCCCUCCCCACCUGUCCCACAGGAAGUCCCCGUCCCAACUUCCUCUCUGCCGGCGGAGCCCUCUCAAAUGCCUCCCAGCAUCAGCAUGACGGAGAGCUUUAGCAUGAGCACGAGCGUUAGCAUCAGUAUUAGCGGCGUGGACCCACGGACGUCGCGUGCGAUGAGGACGGAGGAGGAGGACAGCUUGAGCGAUGCAGGGACCUACACCAUCGAGACGGAGUCCCAGGACAAGGAGGUGGAGGAGGCGCGAAGCAUGAUUGACCAGGUGUUUGGUGUGCUGGACUCACCUGAGUACAGUGGCCCCACUCUGUGCGUAACCCGUCCCGUGAUCGAGGAUGGCCGGGAAGAGCAUCCGGUCACUCACAGCCCUGCUGACCUGGCCUCUGCCACCAUCCAGGGCCUCAACAUCCCCAAACACAGCCCUGAUCCAGCGCAGACACAGCUCCAGGCAUCCCAGAGCAGUCCCAAAUGGAUGUCCCGCUGGGCGAGCUUAGCUGACAGCUACACAGAGCCUGGAGCCCCAGGUGGGAGCCCACAGAUGGAACCAGACAGAGAUGGAAGGAUGCCACACUCCACGAUGCUGAGCCAGAGUCUGGAUGUGUCGGAGACCGAGUGUAGCCAGGGAUCCCGCACCCGGCGUCUGCUGCCCCAAGUGCCCCUAGGGGACAAAUCAGAGAGUCCAGUCCCCUGCGUCCUCAUCCGCCACGACCCCUAUCUGGACUGCGAGCUUCCUGAACGAGGGUCGGGGACGCCCACUCAGCAGGACUCUGCCCAGAGGCUCUGCGUCCAGGACGAUGUUGACCCGGACAGCCUGAGUGACACCAGCCGCUCAGAGGACGGCUCUAUCCUGGAGAGGAAGAACCGGGGGAGGGGGGUGGCCGGCACGCUGUCCUCCCCAGGGGACAGUGCACCCUGGGGGAUCGUUCAGGAGCCGCCUGCACAGACACCCAAAUCCACCUCCUUCUACAUUGGGUCUGAUGAUGGGUCACAAGGUCGGCCAGAAGCGUCCAGGAGCCCGCUGUCAUCGCAGUCUGAGAGGGACCCGUCUCCCCGGACGCCCCCGACUACCGUCCUGAUCCGCCACCUGAGUGGACACGAGCCGCGGCGCAGCGUGAAGCCCAACUCCUCGGCACCCAACCUCCAGACCCACGACCGCGAUUCCGUUCCCACCAAGGACCCGGCGUCGGCCUCCGGGGCUUUCGUCCGGCAGGAGAGCUUCACCAAGGAGCGCACAAGCGACGACGUCCAGGUCAAGAGGCUGCCACACAUCUCCAGCCACCCCACCCUCAGGGACCUGGAGCGGGCGGAGGCUGGCCACGAGCCCCCGGCUUUCCUCCAGGAGGCCGAGCGGGCCUUCAGCUCCCCCGAGGACAAGCACUCGUCUCGGGACGGGAAGACAGGGGAGGACUCGAUGUCCGGGGAGUCGGACGUGGACACAGCCAGUACGGUCAGUAUGGUGAGCAGUAAGAACGCUCCAGUGACGGCCCCCAAGAAGCGGCUGGGGAGUUCCGGAACGCAGAAGGAGCGGUCUGGGCAGGACAAGGGACGGCAGCCCACGGCUCGGGAGCGCCUGUCGGAGAAGCGCCGGAGUCACACCACCACCACGAGCGACAGUGCGGCGAAAGCCGGGGCUGCACAACGCUUGCAGCUUCGCCGGAGUGCCGGGAACCGGGGCUCCCUGGACCUGUCCGAGGGUCAGCAGAACCACGGCCAGAACCACUGGGCGGAUGCUGCCUCUUCUUCCGACCACGAGUCCGGUUCCCGUGCCGCAGCCCGGAAAAGGCUGAGUGCCCCUCCACUGAAGGAGGAAGCACCCAGCAAGACGCCCAGCAAGGUCACUCCGCAGGUUCUGACCCGGUCCAACAGCCUUUCCGCACCACGUCCCACACGGGCCUCCAUGUUGAGGCGGGCCCGCCUCGGCGAGACCUCAGAUAACGAGGGAACUGAAACUGACCGGGCCUCCCAAAGUUCGGACCAUGGCAAAACUCCUGCGGAUAGCAAGAAACUGUCGCGGCUCGACAUCCUGGCCAUGCCACGGAAAAGGACCGGGUCCUUCACUGCCCCGAGCGACACGGAGUCCACCUCAGGCAGGACCGCUCCGUCCACCCGCACUUCCGAACCCGCCGGUGGCUCACGCAAGGCUGCCCCGGGAGAACCCAAACAGGGGACGACCAAGACAGCAUCAGCAACAGCGAAGCUCCCCUCCGCCCGCACCCGGUCCAGCACCGCCAAGCACACCAAUGCAGCAGGUGCGAAACCCCACAAACACCAGCAAGCAGGAGCCCGUUGGAGGCAGAAGGGCUCGGACUACUCGUCCACCUCUGAGGAGGAGCAGGAGGUGAGCUCGGGCAGCCAGAAGCACAAGCGAUCGCACGCCUCCGCCUCCACGCAGACCACGCAGGCCCUGAAGGUCACGCCCGUCCGCUCCAAGUCCAUCUCGCUGGAGCCCGAGGAGGAGGAGCAGAACGAGCAUUUCCAGAACUGGUCCACACACAGCGCUGAGAUAGCCAGGUUGAGUCAGGACCUGGCCAAAGAUCUGGCGAUCCUUGCCCGUGAGAUCCACGAUGUGGCGGGUGAUGGCGACUCCCAGAGCUCCGGCAUGGGCACAACCACCUCCCCCAGCUCCAUGCCAAACACGCCCGCCUCUAACAUCUCUGCCCGGGAGGAAAGGCCAUAUGCAUCAUUGCAGGGGGUCCUGUCAUCCCAGUUGGUACAGCACAUACCAGAGGCCAGUCUGAACUACCAGAAAGUUCCACCAGGUUCCCUCAGUCCCCUGGAGCAGGAUUCCAAUAUGAAUGAACAAGAAUCGAAGCGACGCCCCUGGAAUAGGGAAGAGGUCAUUCUGGACAAUCUCAUGCUGAACCCUGUCUCCCAGCUCUCCCAGGCCAUUCGAGAGAAUACAGAGCAGCUCACGGAGAAAAUGAAGGUCAUGUUCCGGAACAAGACAGAGGUGUGGGAGGAAAUUGAGGCAAAGAUUAAUGCUGAGAAUGAAGUCCCUAUCCUGAAAACAUCUAAUAAGGAAAUCUCUUCAAUCCUGCAAGAGUUGAGGAGAGUUCAGAGACAGUUGGAGGUUAUCAACACCAUUGUGGAGCCCAGUGGAAGUCCCAAGAUGGCGGCCACUGCCUCCCCUGCAGCGGUCACGCCAAGACACACCUCCAAAGCCAAGACUCCUUCACAGGCCCGGCCCUCUGGCGGCCGCUUCACUGGCCCCACCACACCUAACGCUAACGAAAGAACCAAGAGGGGCACACGUGGAUCAGAUGACCAGAAGUACUUGGUCUGAUGCAGUUUGUAUCAAGUCUAUGAGUCCUGAGGAAAGUUAGGGAGUAAUGCUGUAUUUAAGACAAAAAAAAAAUGCUGACAUGUUGCACAAGCUUUGAAGGCAAAACUGUAUAUGUACAAAACAGCUAGAGCUUGUUUGCUUUGCUUAAACAAGUGUAUCAAUGUCUACAUGCCUGUGUGAUUGGUUGGUGUCCCUUUGGUGAAGUGAGAGGAGGUUGGUCUUUAAAGGACCCAUGAAUCCCAUGGGAUCCCUGUUCCAUAAUGUGAGACCCAUUUUGUGCCACAUAUGUUGUGUCCUGUGCUAUGAUAGCCAUAGCAUAGAUUAUGUUGUAUCUAUUGACGUAAGAUGAGCAGAAGGUGGGGUGAGGGGCAGCAAUACUAUGGGCCAAAACAGUGUAGCAUACCAGAAUGAUCCAUGCAGGCUUCCUUUUAGUUUUCUUUUGUUCGAUUUAGCCAGGGUAUGUUCACUGACUUCUAUACUAAAGGAAAUAGUAAAUUAUAAUUGAUUGGUAUGGUGAUAAUGUUUUUUGAAUGUGGUUGUCAGGAAUUAUCUUAAAGAUCCCUAAAGCGUUUUUAAUGAAUGUUGUGAUGUAGAUUGUCAUGAUAGCGCUUGGAAAUAUGCCUUCCAGAACCAGAACAUUUUGUUUGGAGCAGUACAGUUUAGUGUAGAAAAGCCCUGAGCAAUUGGAGUUUUACAAAUCAUAUUGCAUUGGUUUGGAACAUGAAAAUAGUCACUGUGAACGCAUUGGCACAGACUUUGAUGGCUGUGUUUUGUUUCUCACGCAGAUUCUAGAAAAAAUGGUACAGAAUGGUAUAGAUCAGCAUAUGCUGUACAUACAUAACCAUGUAUGGAAUAAUUUCACAAAUCCAACUUGAGCAUUACAAUUACUUGAACAAUCAGGCAGUUCACUCCUUAACGAUCCUAUCUCUGAUGUUUACGUUAGUGUAAAUAUGGUGUGACCAAGAGACAACAGAGGACACUAUUAUGCAGUGUGUUGAGGUUCUGCUGUGUGACAGGUUGCUUACUGAUGUUUUGCCCAGGUUAGACUUGAAUGUGCAGUACUGUUUUGUGAUUUUGACAAUGAAUCGAGAGCGCAAACGGGUCUCCUUCUUCUUUCGCAUCAUUAGCCUGGCCUUUAGCACUAUCAUUCCUGAUUCAGAUUAUUAGCAUGUCAGCUAUAUCCAUAUACUGAAAUAUUGAGUCAUAUCAGGCUGUGCAGACUAAAUUUCGCAGGGGACCAUCAUGAAGCAUUUAUGAUCAUUUCACUACAAGUUGUCAUGAGAAUCCGUUUCCUUAGGAUAAUAUGGACAUCUGUGGCACAUGACUGAUUUGUUUUAAGGGGGCAUCAUUUAGUCCAAACGGCAACAGAUGAGAUCGGCCUUCUCAUGGUAAAGUUCUUCUCCUUAGCAUUGUCUCAUAUACUUGGCAAAAGAAACAAAGAUUUUAAUGAGAAUGUAUUGGGAUGUUUUAGGCCAAUAAUGUAUGGCUUCCCAGUAGUAAGACAACCAUUUAUGGCUUUCCAGUAGUAAAACAACCUUUACCAAACCAUAAUGUUGUAUAUUGAUUUCCUUUGCCACCUACUAAGCAAAAUAUUGUACUUGCAAAAAGGUAGAUGAAUACUCCAGGAACUAUGAAAGUAAUCACAUGCUCCUUAACAAGCAAGAACUGUGUGCUCCCGGUAAACGUCUAAACGAAAUCUAUUUCAUUUGAAUAUUUUACUUGUACUUGUGCUUUACUUGUACUUGUAUUUUACUCAUUUUGAUCUUUCUUCCUGCAGAUCUGGGUAUUGUAUUUUUAGUUGGCCUGAUUAUUUUCAUUGCACAGAUGUCUCCAUUCAAUGUGCUGUACAUGGGCAAUAGCUGCUUUAUGCAGACUGCAGGCCACUAAGAUGCAGUUCAGUUGCAGUAAUAUCAGCUGUUUAUAAUGCUUAUCACUCAGAGGCUUUUCAAAUAUCACAUGAUUGUUUUGUUUGUGAUUGAUAGCUGAGUGGUAUAAUGAUUGCCCAACACAGGCCAAAAAAUCAUGGCUAGUUCAUUUUCCAUAU
This is a messenger RNA of Alosa alosa (allis shad), 7833 nucleotides long. It is a transcript of the gene cep170bb, whose product is annotated as centrosomal protein 170Bb. The transcript has 20 exons. The record is from RefSeq and is a predicted model, not a curated record. Gene Ontology annotation, molecular function: protein binding. The coding region runs from base 483 to 5789 and encodes 1768 amino acids. NCBI's taxonomy places the organism in Eukaryota, Metazoa, Chordata, Actinopteri, Clupeiformes, Clupeidae.